AUGGUCAAACUUGACGUCUCACUCCUUCGCUUUCUUGAAAAUGAGGAUUUUCGAGUGCUUACGGCGCUUGAAAUGACUAUGCGAAAUCAUGAUGUGGCUCCUACUGCACUCAUUGAGCGAAUUGCGCAACUUCCACACGGCGGGUGCCGCAAACGACUACAGAACCUUCUUAAACACAAAAUGAUUCACCACGAAAACACCAUGUAUGACGGGUUUGCCAUGAAGUACACCGCAUACGAUUAUUUGGCGCUUAGCACGUUGAGCAAACGUGGCACUGUUGCGGGUGUAGGCCACCGCAUUGGUUGUGGGAAGGAAUCUGAUAUUAUCCUCGUUCAAGACGAAGCGGGUCGUGAGUGUGUGCUGAAGCUUCAACGCCUCGGCCGCUGUAGUUUUCGUACUGUCAGUCGUAACCGCGAUUAUAAAAAUGGACGGCGUCGGCAUGGUGAGAGUUGGUUUUAUCUUUCACGUCUGGCGGCAGAGAAGGAGUAUGCAUUCAUGCGAACUCUUUAUGACGAAGGUUUCCCAGUGCCUAAACCAAUUGAUCAAAACAGACAUGCUCUGCUAAUGGAGUUAGUGGGCGGAACGACCCUUAACAACAUUAACGUUUUGGGUGAUGCCGAGUUGGUAUAUCGUCGUUGUCUUGAUCUGAUGGUAAAACUUGCUGAGCAUGGCCUUAUCCAUGGUGAUUUUAACGAGUUUAACCUUAUGGUAACCGAAGAAUUACGAGUGAUUGUUAUAGACUUUCCGCAGAUGGUGUCGACCAAUCAUCCCAACGCUAGUGAUUUGUUUGAUCGGGACGUUCAUAAUCUUGCCAAUUUUUUUCAUCGUCGUUUUAAAGUAAAAACGUUGUUUUACCCGACGCUUGAGAACGACGUUAUUCGUAAAGGAGAUUUGGAUCGUGUGGUGUUUGCAAGCGGAUGCUUCAGCAGGAAACAGCAAAGUGAACUCGAACGACUACUGGAGGCCCAACAGGUAAUUGAAGCCGAUGAAACCGAGAGUGAAAGCGGUGGCGAAGAGGACAAUACAGAGGAGAAACGCGUAAAAGAACCGGUGGAAGUGGAAGGAAAUGAUUCUGCUGAAAGGGAUGCAGGUGCAAAAAUUUCUUAUGCAGACCUCGAAGUUGUAUGUGAUGAGGCAAAAACAGGAGAGGAUGAUAGUGAAGUAGGGGAUGAAGAAUCCGAUAGCGAUGCGCGCUCCAUUGACAGUGCAAUAAAUGUGGCUGCUCAACAGCGUAGGCAGCAGCACUUGAAUCCGAACUACCUCCCAGAUGGUACUCUUAAUGAAUCGCACGUACGGUCGGAAGUUAGACGUCGCAUUCGUCGAAAAGAUAAUCAACAGUUCGACAAGGGUCUCCACCGUAACGUGCAGAAAGGACGUCAAAAGCAGAAAAUACGUAGGAAACUGAAGCAUGCGGAAAAUGAAGGACUCUUUGACUAA
Molecule: messenger RNA, 1437 nt
Organism: Trypanosoma brucei brucei TREU927
Lineage: Eukaryota; Euglenozoa; Kinetoplastea; Trypanosomatida; Trypanosomatidae
Exons: 1
Coding region: 1-1437 (478 amino acids)
Biological process (GO): maturation of SSU-rRNA; protein phosphorylation
Cellular component (GO): preribosome, small subunit precursor; nucleus; cytosol
Molecular function (GO): ATP binding; protein serine/threonine kinase activity
Source: RefSeq, a predicted model, not a curated record